Messenger RNA from Anarrhichthys ocellatus (wolf-eel), 2982 nucleotides. RefSeq names its product tryptophan hydroxylase 1 (tryptophan 5-monooxygenase) a (gene tph1a). Gene Ontology annotation, molecular function: iron ion binding; tryptophan 5-monooxygenase activity. Gene Ontology annotation, cellular component: neuron projection. Bases 803 to 2227 code for a protein of 474 amino acids. The record is from RefSeq and is a predicted model, not a curated record. The transcript has 11 exons. Gene Ontology annotation, biological process: serotonin biosynthetic process; aromatic amino acid metabolic process. NCBI's taxonomy places the organism in Eukaryota, Metazoa, Chordata, Actinopteri, Perciformes, Anarhichadidae.
CACUGAUUUUCACAGUAAAAGACAGAAGAGAUUAAAGAUAAACCGAUCAGCCUGCAUGUGCUGUGGUGUCUCCAUUGCGCACACGGAAAAGGAGACUGCAGGAGACAUUUGCUAAAGCGAUGUUGAAAGAAGUAAUUUAUAAAAAAUAAAUUGCCCUAAUAGCUGGCCUACAUACAUUUAUUCUAUUUUGUAAUAUUCGUUAGAUGCUUGCCUCUUUCAAUGUUGCAACAAUUAAUCAACGACGAAUUGUUCUCUAAGCUGUGACCAACCGUCUGUAGCUUCAGCAGGCAAUCCGAUUGUGUCUGUGACCUUCACCUGUAAGCUUGUAUACAUCUGAAACACAGCUGCUCUUUAUGAAUUUCGGGACUUUUCUGAAAAACAGUAAUGCUGCUCGAAUUUAUAGAGAGAACUAAAUAUUUUGUCUCACAAAAAUGUGUUAAAUGGAGCAGCAACCAAAAGACAAUUUAGAAUAAUCACAUGAACUGUUAUAUGUAUAUUAAAACAAAUUCAAAGCGGUGUCUAAGUUACAUUUAUACAUUUUGACAUCAAGGAAGGGGAAAUGAGUAUUUGAGGAUGAACUCGCGUGUGCGUAAAUCCAUCGAACCUGCGCGCUGCAGUGAUUAAACACUGCCUAAUGUCUGGUGAGAUCUCAACGCAGGGAGCUGAUAGGCUUCCCGCUGUCUAAAUGAGAUUGCAGUAAGGCGAUUCUUUGAGACAGAGACGUGUUCAUCUUCGUUAAACCGAGACGCAAAGAGUUGCCCGUGCGUCCUGAUCCAGUCUCCAUACACGAACGCUUUCAGGGAUGCUAACGACAAGGGUCCACCGAAAAGUGAUCUGCCGUGCUGUCUACACAAUGCUCCAAGGGCGGAAUAUGAUAAACAAAUCAACGUUCACAAAAAUUGAAGAAAACACUGAAAAGAAGAAUACAUCAGAGAAAGGGAGAGCAACCAUCAUCUUUUCCCUCAAGAAUGAAGUGGGAGGACUAGUUAAGGCACUCAAACUCUUUCAGGAAAACCAUGUCAACCUUGUACACAUAGAGUCAAGAAAAUCCAAACGCCGCAACUCUGAGUUUGAAAUUUUUGUGGACUGCGACAGCAACCACGAACAACUGAAUGAAAUAAUCCAGCUGCUGAGAAAGCAUGUGAACGUGGUGGAUAUGGAGCCUCCAGAUAACUCCUGCCUAGAUGAGGAAGAUAUGUAUAAUGUACCGUGGUUCCCAAAGAAGAUUUCAGACUUGGACAAGUGUGCCAACCGUGUCCUGAUGUACGGCUCUGAGUUGGAUGCUGAUCACCCGGGUUUCAAGGACAACGUCUACCGCAAAAGGCGAAAGUACUUUGCUGAUCUCGCCAUGGCCUACAAACAUGGGGAUCUCAUUCCUCGUAUUGAGUUCACAGAGGAAGAAGUGAAGACUUGGGGAGUUGUGUACAGGGAGCUGAACAAGUUGUACCCCACCCACGCCUGCCGGGAAUACUUGAAGAACCUGCCACUGCUGUCCAAAUACUGUGAAUUUCGGGAGGACAACAUCCCUCAGCUGGAAGAUGUGUCCCGCUUCCUCAGGGAACGCACUGGAUUCACCAUCAGACCUGUGGCUGGUUAUCUGUCCCCUCGUGACUUCCUCGCUGGUUUGGCCUUCCGGGUUUUCCAUUGUACCCAGUAUGUGCGGCACAGCUCCGACCCCUUAUACACCCCAGAGCCGGACACAUGCCAUGAGUUGCUGGGUCACGUCCCACUGCUAGCAGAGCCCAGCUUCGCCCAGUUUUCUCAGGAGAUCGGUCUUGCUUCACUCGGGGCCUCAGAUGACUCAGUUCAGAAACUUGCCACAUGCUAUUUCUUUACGGUGGAGUUUGGCCUAUGCAAGCAAGAGGGGCAGCUGCGAGCAUAUGGAGCAGGACUGCUGUCGUCUAUCAGUGAGCUUAAGCAUGCUCUAUCUGGCAAGGCAAGGAUAAUGCCUUUUGACCCCAAAGUCACAUCCAAACAAGAAUGCAUCAUCACAACAUUUCAGGAUGUCUACUUUGUGUCAGACAGCUUUGAGGAGGCCAAAGUCAAGAUGAGGGAGUUUGCCAAGACUAUCAAGCGUCCCUUCACAGUCCGAUACAACCCUUACACCCAGAGUGUGGAUGUGCUGAAAGACACUCCCAGCAUCAACAGCGUGGUGGAGGAGCUUCGGCACGAGCUUGACAUUGUCGGCGACGCACUCAGCCGGCUGAACAAGCAGCUGGGUAUCUGACUGCCCACGUUCCAGUUGAAGUUAUCCACCUACAGUCCAGCAACGCUCACUGUGUCACCCCCAAGCACCGCUGUAGAGAUACUGCUUGUGUAUCGCCCUUCGUCAGUACAAUGAAUGUGCACUUCUUUUGUUAAAACGCUCCAUAGUCCCCACUACAAGGUGUAUUGCUUAGACAAUUUACAGAGGCGCAUUUUAUGUUUAGCCACUGAUAUCCGUAAGUUGCACAAACCCAGAGGAGCUGUUGAGCCCGAGUCACUGUUUUGCUUUAGUUGUCUCUGGCCCGGUCGGCUUCUUAAUUGCAAAGAGUCAACGUGCUUUCAUGGUACUUUGUUACCUUUUUUUAAAAAUCCCCAGCUGUUACAAACACAGAUGUGGUUUUCCCAUCCUAUAGUUACCUUUGCUCUUGUAUAUUACCAUGUAAAAUGUUUUGAAAUUUAAUUUAAUUCUUCUUCACAUUUAAUCUUAGAAUCACUUCAGCGAUGUAUAAAAUGUACCUUGUUUGUAUUCUUUCAGUGUAUGUAUCAUGUUCCCCUUUUGUGUGUUGAGGGUAAUUGUAAAAGUGAAAAUUGGUGUUAUAAGAAUGUUUCCUUGACAUUGCCCACCCUGACCUAUUUUAUUUUACAGUGAUGAUUUUGAAUAUCUCUUCUUGGAAGUGAAAAUAAUUGUAGUGCUCCUGAAAUCAAAACGUUAUUUUUCUACUGUAAAGAAAUAUACACACUAUGAGUAGGCUAUGUAUGAAAACAACAAUAAAAAAA